CCUGGACGUUGUGUCAACAACACGCUAAAAGGUAAUCGUGUUAUGGUGGAGCUUACAGGUAACGGCUCGUGAGCAUCCCUUCAAAACAGCACAAGACUUAAAAUGGUCCGUUUCUACCGUGCUGUAUGCUGGGUUGUCGCAUGCUGUUGUUUACAAGUGUUAUGUACGGCGGACACUUGUACAGACUACACGGCAGAUGACGAGCCAAAGCGCAGCGUGCAGUACAAUGCCACCACGAACUCUACUCUACUCUGUGACCGCGGGCUCUCUACGGGGUGGUACCGCUUCACCAGUGCCGCGGGCGGGGAGAUGCCCACCACCUGCCCGCCCAAUUUUGCAUGCGGUACCCGGGAACCCAUGUGGUUAAACGGGGGCCAUCCGGCCGUUCAGGACGGCGAGGUCAACCGAACUGUCUGUGUUCGUCAAAGCGAUGAUUGCUGUGGCUUACAGGUUGACAUCCGGGUUAGAAACUGUAGCGGGUUCUACGUGUACUACCUGACAAGUCCGCCAGGGUGCGACAUGGCGUACUGUGCAGGGACAGAGACGCCAUGCCCUGCCGGAACAACCUCCUCAAAUUCUAACUUCACACCAGGCUGUGCCCGUCCCAACACCCCAGCUGGUACCACCAACACGGCGGCAGUGAUCGUUCCUGUACUGUGUAUCGUCUUCAUGCUACUGUUCUUCGGCGGCGGACUGAUACUUUACAAGGGCAAGCGCUACGGUCACGAGAGAAGCGUGCACGUGUCGCCCAGCCCCGUCAGAAGGAAAUACAGCGUACCGACAAUUGACGAGUGACGUUAUUGGUUGAUUGCACUCACGUGGCUUGUGACGUAGUAGGUUUAGCGUCCGCCAUCUUGGUGGGUUAAAGACGCAUAGAACUCAUUACUAGUAGUUCAGACCUGACACAUCUUGAUUUUCUCUACCUCAACAGAAACAUUUUUUUACCUCUGCACUUAAAAAAAA
Molecule: messenger RNA, 963 nt
Organism: Branchiostoma belcheri (Belcher's lancelet)
Lineage: Eukaryota; Metazoa; Chordata; Leptocardii; Amphioxiformes; Branchiostomatidae
Product: uromodulin-like
Exons: 5
Coding region: 103-795 (230 amino acids)
Source: RefSeq, a predicted model, not a curated record